AUGAGCUCCUACCAGUUCGUCAACUCCUUGGCCCAGUGCUACGGCCAGCAGGCCCGCGACCAGCAGAGCAGUCCCGGGACAGACUAUUACAACCCCAACGCGAACUCCACCUACCCCCCAGCAUGCUACUCGCCCCCGCAGGUGGCCCCCCAGUACCCGCAGCACCCGUACGCGGCCCCGGCGCCGGGCCACGGCCUGCAGCCCACCAUGGGCGACUACACCCAGCUGCAGCCGCAGAGGCUGGCCUCGACCCACCUGCAGAGCCCCAACACCCAGACCCACCCUUCGGCCAGUUGCAAGUACGCCGAUUCGACCUCCUCCACAGGAGUCGCCUCCCCGCAAGAUCUGAGCACGAACGGAGCUCCUCCAAGGAGUACUCCGCCGCUUUCAACCCCCAGUAACAGCAACGCGACGAAGAGCUCGGGACUGACGUCCCCGCUGUCGGUCAGCACUUCGCCACCAGGCAAACCCGCGACCUCCACGGCAUCGCAAAACUUAUCCUCGCCGGCUUCUAGCACUAGUUCUACCUCUAGUACCGAAAAAGCCGGCACCAACAACAACAACUCCAAGAGCGGCCAAUCGAGCAACCCGCCUCAGAUCUACCCCUGGAUGAAGAGAGUUCAUCUCGGCCAAAGUACUGUGAACGCAAAUGGCGAAACGAAGCGGCAGAGGACGUCGUACACGCGCUAUCAGACGUUAGAAUUAGAAAAAGAAUUCCAUUUCAAUCGGUACCUGACGAGGAGACGGCGAAUAGAAAUAGCUCAUGCCUUAUGUCUGACCGAAAGACAAAUAAAAAUCUGGUUUCAAAACCGCCGCAUGAAGUGGAAAAAAGAGCACAAGAUGGCCAGUAUGAAUAUCGUUCCUUAUCACAUGUCUCCUUACGGCCACCCUUAUCAGUUUGACUUGCAUCCUAGCCAAUUUGCCCAUCUCGCUACUUAGGACGUGUUUAUGUGAUUCCAUUAGAUUUCCACCUGGCGUCCCUCCAGGACGAAGGCUACGCAUUCCACCAAGCCAUGGGGAUGGGAGGCAUGGGUCCCAUGCAGCGCGGUCUUUACGCCUGCGGCAGCCCUUACAGCUAGCCCUGGGCCUCCUAUAACGGAGACUGCGGCCCCUCGUAGGCCCUUUAUCGGAUCUCAGGCGGUCUCCGGCCCACGACACUCGGACGAAUUUCAGAAAAUCGUAGACGUGUCGGGGUUUGCUUUUGUGCCAAUAGACGGUCACUCGGUAUUGGUGUACGUUUCCCUCAAGGGUAGGCUUGUACUUAUCUCUCGGACGAGUUUUUUCUGGACUAGACGUGCAAUAUUGUUAAAUUUUUGUUGAUUUUUCUUUGAAGGGAACUUGUAAGAUAUAUCUAGAAUUUUGUAUCUGAAAAUUGUGAAAAGACACUGUGCUCACUAUAGUUUUAAAACAAAGUGUGAUUAAACUAGGCUAGGACUUAGUGUACAUAUACAGCAUGAAAUUCACUUUUGUAAAUACCGUCACGACUUGAAGUAAAUUAUUCCUAAGUUAAGUACUGUAUGAAUGGCUCUAGGAUAAUUUGUAAAUAAAACAAUAUGUAAAACACUUAUGUAUAGACAGUUCACUUAAAAGCUUGAUAAUCUCAAGAAAAACUCUUUCGGUUCACUAAGUAUUGAAGAUAAGUGUAAAGUUGUAUUAUAUUGUGUACAUUUUAGCUCAACAUUGUUUCAUUUUCAUUUUUUAGUUUAUUUAUGUAUUUGUACUUGUGUGUGUGAAAGACGUACAAUUUAGAUUGUACAAAAUCCUAAUAUUUACUGUUGUAAUUGUCCACUCUGAAUAAACAAUUAUUAAAAAAAAUCCUCUUUUUUUAACCUUCAACGCACUUGCCACAAAAGACCAUAAAUUGCAUUCAAACAAAAUGCAAAGCAAGAAAACACUUGGUGGUCAAACAUCAAAAUAAACUCUUCUCUGUCAAUCUUUCCGUGUCCAUUUUAGACGUU
This is a messenger RNA of Tribolium castaneum (red flour beetle), 1958 nucleotides long. It is a transcript of the gene Cx, whose product is annotated as cephalothorax. The record is from RefSeq and is marked provisional. Lineage: Eukaryota; Metazoa; Arthropoda; Insecta; Coleoptera; Tenebrionidae. Gene Ontology annotation, molecular function: DNA-binding transcription factor activity, RNA polymerase II-specific; RNA polymerase II cis-regulatory region sequence-specific DNA binding. Gene Ontology annotation, biological process: anterior/posterior pattern specification; positive regulation of transcription by RNA polymerase II. Gene Ontology annotation, cellular component: nucleus; nucleoplasm.